AGUAAACAGAAUCACAAAUAGCCAUCUUCUUCACCAUUUCUGCAAAAACUUUCCUUCUUCCUCUGCCUUGUCGACCUUGUCUUCAGUAACAAUCAGAAAACAAAGAUCAAAUGGUUUCAUAAUUCUCUCUGUAUAUCCUUUUUGUCUUCCUCUUUUUUAUCUUAAUUUAGUUUUAUAAAUUCAAAGCAUAACAAACGCAAAGUUGAAUUCUUUAUUUAUUUUCCUUUCGAUGGGGAGAAAGUCACAGUGAUUAAUAUAAUCAUACCGUUGAAAUCUUGCUCUUUUGUCAAAUAUUCAUCAUCAUUUUGUUUGUGUAAACAAAAAAAAAAUAUCUUUCUCGUUAAGGAGAGAGAAAAUCCUGAAGACGAAGGAGACAGGAAGAGGAACAUAUCUCUCGUAAUCCACUGCUAAAUUCGGAUCCGGAUCCGGAUCGGGUGGGGUUUUGUUUUUUUCUGGGUGUUGGAUCAGUGUCCAGUUGGAUGUCAGCGGCGGAACUAAAGAUUUCCGUUUGCGGCUGCUGUGGCUGUGACUGUGACUGUGGUUCGUCGUCUUGAAUCAAUCAGGGCUGUCCAUGGGUUGGGUGCCUAUGGGUGUGGCCCAGUCCAGACUGUGUUGGGCGGAUAACGGGACUUUCAUCACAGUUUGAACAAAGACUCAGUCAACUUCCUAUAGACCUUAAAUGUCUGGUUUUGAAGAACACGUUGCUGUAAUGGGAGAGUGGGUGCCUUGUAAUCCUAGCUCGAAACGUGUUCUUAAAAGAGAGUUAUCUUUGAAUCAUGGUCAGGUUACUAGUAAUAACAACAAGGAUUCUUCGCAGACCAACAACAUUUCAGGAGGUGGUUUAAGAGAAAGAAUCGCUGCUCGUGCUGGAUUCAACACUCCGAGGCUAAACACUGAGAACAUCCGCUCUAACACCGACUCUUCUAGUCUUCGGUCUCCUUGCUUAACCAUCUCUUCUCCUGGCCUUAGCCCUGCCACACUCUUGGAGUCUCCUGUUUUCCUUUCUAACCCAUUGGCUCAACCGUCUCCAACUACAGGGAAAUUUUCAUUUCUUCCGGGUGUUCACAGCAAUGGAUUGUCUUCUCCUGAUGCUUCUGAGAAAGACAAAGACGAGUUCUUUGACGUCAUUGGAGCAUCAUUCACAUUCCAUCCUGUUUCAACAUCCUCUUCCUCUUUCUUCCAAAACGCUACAGAGAUGACGCUAGUUGAUAAUAGUAACUACAACAACAGUUCUUCUCAUCAAAAACUCGGUUCUGAACAAAGUGGCUUGAAGAGGAAGACAUCUGAUGCCACAACAAUCACCAAUGAUCAUCAAGAGGAAGAAGAAGGAGAAGGAGAAGAGCAAAGAGGUUGUGAUUCGAUGGUUGGUGGUGGUGCACCUGCAGAGGAUGGAUAUAACUGGAGGAAGUACGGACAGAAGCUAGUGAAAGGAAGCGAGUAUCCACGAAGCUAUUACAAGUGCACAAACCCGAACUGUCAAGUGAAGAAGAAAGUGGAGAGAUCAAGAGAAGGUCACAUCACUGAGAUUAUAUACAAAGGAGCUCAUAAUCACUCCAAGCCUCCACCUAAUCGACGCUCGGGAAUGCAAUUAGAUGGAACUGAACAACCUGAACAUCAACAACAACAGCGAGAUAACGCUGGAACGUGGGUUAGUUGUAAUAACACUCAACAACAAGUUGGAAGCAAUGAGAACAAUGGGGAAGAAGGAGGUCAGUAUGAGUCAGGUGAUGGUAAUGGUAAUGGUGGUGUAAUCAUGGUGGAUGCUUCGUCAACAUUCUCUAAUGAUGAGGAUGAAGAUGAUAGAGGGACUCAUGGGAGUGCUUCUUUGGGAUAUGAUGGAGGUGGAGGAGGUGGAGGAGAAGGAGAUGAAUCCGAAUCGAAAAGAAGGAAACUUGAGGCUUACGCCAUAGAGAUGAGUGGAGCAACAAGAGCUAUUCGCGAGCCAAGAGUCGUUGUUCAGACAACGAGUGAUGUUGACAUUUUCGACGAUGGUUAUCGCUGGCGAAAGUAUGGUCAGAAAGUUGUCAAAGGAAAUCCAAAUCCGAGGAGUUACUACAAAUGCACAGCUCCUGGAUGUACAGUGAGGAAACAUGUAGAGAGAGCUUCUCAUGACCUCAAAUCCGUUAUAACCACUUACGAAGGCAAACACGACCACGAAGUCCCUGCCGCACGUAACAGUAGCCAUGGUGGCGGCGGUGGAAACGGUAACAGCGGCGUUUCAACCGCUCAAACACAACAUUACCAAGAGCCACCACGUGGCAGAUUCGAAAGACAACUAACGGCGAACAACCAGUCUCAAUUUGGACGUCCGUUUAGUUUCCAGCCUCAUUUGGGUCCCCCUUCAGGUUUUGCGUUCGGUCUAGGACAAACCGGUUUGAGUAAUCUUUCGAUUCCUGGUUUAGCGUUUGGUCAAGGGAAGUUACCGAGUUUACCUUACCAGUAUCUGAGUCAACCGGGUGGGAUGAGUGAAGCGAUGAUGCAGAGAGGGAUGGAGCCUAAGGUUGAACCGGGUUCAGAAACAGGACAAUCGGUAUAUGACCAGAUGAUGAGUAGAUUACCACAGACUGGGUGAUAACCCGCGGGCUGCGUGGAAUGAGAGACUAUUGGAGAUUUUUAUUUUAAUCUUACGAUAUUACGAAUAACUAAGUUAUAUGCACAAAAAAUUAGAUCUAAUUCUUUGAUAUCAAACGAAAGUGUGAAUGCAUAUAUAAUAAACUAUUAAUUGUUUAAUUGAAA
Messenger RNA from Brassica oleracea var. oleracea, 2736 nucleotides. RefSeq names its product probable WRKY transcription factor 2. Gene Ontology annotation, biological process: regulation of DNA-templated transcription. The transcript is spliced from 6 exons. NCBI's taxonomy places the organism in Eukaryota, Viridiplantae, Streptophyta, Magnoliopsida, Brassicales, Brassicaceae. The record is from RefSeq and is a predicted model, not a curated record. Gene Ontology annotation, molecular function: sequence-specific DNA binding; DNA-binding transcription factor activity. Bases 680 to 2572 code for a protein of 630 amino acids.